Molecule: messenger RNA, 2449 nt
Organism: Rubroshorea leprosula
Lineage: Eukaryota; Viridiplantae; Streptophyta; Magnoliopsida; Malvales; Dipterocarpaceae
Source: the annotation of a GenBank genome assembly
CUAACAUUUUCUCCUUCUCAUUGAAAUUUGUGCAGUUGUGGCUUUGAUGGCUAUUAAAAGUAAUCUGCACGACCCAUAUAAUGUUCUGGAGAAUUGGGAUAGCACUUCUGUUGAUCCUUGUAGCUGGAGGAUGAUUACUUGCACUCCAGAUGGCUAUGUUUAUGCUUUGGGGCUUCCAAGUCAGAGCUUAUCUGGGACCUUGUCUCCAAUGAUCGGAAACCUCACUAAUUUACAGACAGUGUUGCUGCAGAACAAUGCCAUUUCAGGUUCAAUUCCAGAAACAAUAGGAAAAUUGGAGAAGCUUCAGACACUUGAUCUCUCGAGCAACAAAUUCAGUGGUGAAAUACCUUAUUCUUUGGGGAAUCUCAAAAACCUAAACUAUUUGCGCUUAAACAACAACAGCCUUGCAGGAUCCUGCCCUGAAUCACUCUCAAAUAUUCAUGGUCUUACCCUUGUGGAUCUUUCAUACAAUAAUCUGAGUGGCUCCCUGCCAAAAAUAUCAGCAAUAACUUUCCAAGUUACUGGUAACCCUUUAGAUUGUGGUCCUAAGGGCAACGGCAACUGUUCUGCAGUCUUUCCAGAGCCACUUUCCCUCCCACCAGAUGGGCUAAGAGGUCAAGGGGACUCUGGAACAAAAGGCCAUCGAGUGGUUGUUGCUUUUGCAGCAAGCUUUGGUUCUGCCUUUUUUGUCAUACUUGUUAUUGGAUUGUUUGUUUGGUGGCGACGUAGACACAACCAGCAAGUUUUCUUUGAUAUCAAUGAACAAUAUGAUCCAGAGGUACGCUUGGGCCAUUUGAAGAGGUAUACAUUUAAGGAGCUUAGGGCUGCCACGGACCAUUUCAGCUCAAAUAAUAUUUUAGGGAGAGGUGGAUUUGGGAUUGUGUACAAGGGAUCCUUGAAUGAUGGAACUGUGGUUGCUGUCAAAAGGCUAAAGGACUGCAGAAUUUCUGGUGGUGAAAUUCAGUUUCAGACAGAAGUAGAGACUAUAAGUUUGGCUGUCCAUCGCAAUCUUCUCAGGCUUUGUGGAUUCUGCUCAACUGAGAAUGAAAGACUCCUUGUUUACCCUUAUAUGCCAAAUGGAAGUGUGGCAUCGAGACUACGAGAUCAUAAUAUCCAUGGCCGGCCUGCUUUAGACUGGGCAAGGAGGAAGAGGAUAGCCUUGGGUACAGCUAGAGGGCUUGUUUAUUUGCAUGAGCAAUGUGACCCCAAAAUCAUCCACCGUGAUGUCAAAGCAGCCAACAUUUUGUUGGAUGAAGACUUUGAGGCAGUUGUUGGAGAUUUUGGGUUGGCAAAGCUUUUAGAUCAUAGAGAUUCUCAUGUUACCACAGCUGUGCGUGGAACUGUUGGCCACAUUGCUCCUGAAUACUUGUCAACAGGCCAGUCAUCAGAAAAGACUGAUGUAUUUGGGUUUGGCAUCCUACUUCUUGAGCUAAUCACAGGUCAGAAGGCCUUAGAUUUUGGACGAGCAGCAAACCAAAAGGGCAUAAUGCUUGAUUGGGUACAGAAACUCCAUCAGGAAGGCAAACUGAACCUGUUAGUGGAGAAGGACCUCAAGGGCAAUUUUGACGGGAUCGAGUUGGAAGAAAUGGUACAAGUUGCCCUUCUAUGUACACAAUUCAACCCUACUCACCGUCCAAAAAUGUCUGAAGUGUUGAGGAUGUUAGAAGGAGAUGGUUUAGCCGAGAAAUGGGAGGCAUCACAGAAAGUUGAGACGCCAAGGUUCCGAUCUUGUGAAAACCUUCCUCAAAGAUAUACAAAUUUUAUAGAAGAAUCCUCACUUGUGGAAGCAAUGGAGCUUUCUGGCCCUAGGUAAUGAACUCUCUUAAGCUUAUUAGCUUUAAAAAAGCAAAAGCAUUUUGAUUGGUGCUAAUAGUUUGUUGAGUGCUAGUAUUCAUCUUGUAAAAAGGAAAAAUCAAAGUCUUGUAUAAACAUCUCGGUCUUCAAUGGAAAAUUAGUUCAUGGUCGAUCGAGCUUCUAGCCAAAAAUUGCCUUCAAAUCAUCAAAUCUGCUCAUAGCAACAACUUACCAUUAUAAUCUAGUUUCAGAUUAUAUCUAAAAGUUCUGUUGUAAAAGUAUGGUGGACACAAAGAGGUUCAGGUACUUUCUCUAUUAGUGUUAUAUGAUUUUCUGAGAAGCGAGAAGCCUGGUGUUUCUUGCUUGCCAUAGAUGUGUAUGGUAUAGUGUUAGCAUUCCUCGUCAUUCUUUUGUGAUGUAAGGUUGACUGUUCUCAAUAGAUUGAAGACAAAGGACACACUGCUACAGAAGAAUCUUCACUUGGAAGUUGGAUACAUUGUGUGUCAUAUUGUCAUGUGGUGCAUGCAAAGAAUCGAGGAACAACCUACAUAUUAGAGCAUCUGUAAUGAUAGUCUCUUAAAUGUCAUUUUAUUUUUAUUUUUAUUUUUUUAUUUAACCUAUUCAUGCUUCAUAUGAAGAAAACAAUGUGAAUUCA